Puccinia triticina is the source of this 774-nucleotide messenger RNA. RefSeq lists its product as uncharacterized. The transcript has 3 exons. Bases 1 to 774 code for a protein of 257 amino acids. Lineage: Eukaryota; Fungi; Basidiomycota; Pucciniomycetes; Pucciniales; Pucciniaceae. The record is from RefSeq and is a predicted model, not a curated record.
AUGGGUUUAUCAGGUCGCAAGGACAAACAGAAAAUUGGCGAUGACCCUCGAAAUACGAAGUGGGCCAAGAAUGAAUCCAACCCUGGUUUCAAGAUCCUGUCUUCCAUGGGCUGGACACCAUCAACAACCACUCUAGGUGCCGCUUCGGCCGCUUCCGAGCCGGUCCAAUCGACUUGGAAGCGACUGCCAGGGGCGAUACUUCCAGUCAUCAAAUCAACUACCUCCGGUCUUGGUGCCAAUCCAGCUCAAGCUUCCACCAGCACCUAUCUGUCAGGUGCGCCGAGAUUUGUACGAGGCUCCCUGGGUGUAUCUUUUGUGGAAUCGGAAGCCGAAACUUCUGCACUGGCCGUACCGGAUCCAGAGCAAUCCACAAAGCUUGCUAUCGUCUCACAGGGUGGUGGUUUUGAUGAUCUCCUCAGUCGGCUCAAUCAAUCGAAAUCCAAACCUGAAACGCGCCCAUCGGAUAGCACGAAGCGAAAGAAGUCUAAAAAGAAAUCCAAAUGUUCGGAGCUCGAAAAUGCGGAAGAGGGACAAUCAACUCGGAAGAGUAAAAAAUCUAAGAAAAGGAAAACUCUGUCUACUCCAGAACCAGAACAGCCUGUCGAUGACGAUGAAGAAAUAGUGGCAACCCCUUCGGGCCCCAUCAGAAUAUCAAGACCAAUAAACCCCAGAGUAGCUGCCAGAGCUAAAUUUAUCAACUCCAAGAAACUUGCUUCAUCCGCUGGAAGCGCUCAAGCCAUGGCAGAAAUCCUCGGGAUCCCGCCUGCCGAAUAG